Aspergillus chevalieri is the source of this 876-nucleotide messenger RNA. Its product is annotated as haloacid dehalogenase superfamily protein. The record is from RefSeq and is a predicted model, not a curated record. Gene Ontology annotation, molecular function: phosphatase activity. NCBI's taxonomy places the organism in Eukaryota, Fungi, Ascomycota, Eurotiomycetes, Eurotiales, Aspergillaceae. The transcript is spliced from 3 exons. The coding region runs from base 1 to 876 and encodes 291 amino acids.
AUGGCAUCACCGAGUUUUCCCCGUGUUCGAGCAUGUCUCUUCGACAUGGACGGCCUCCUCCUCGACACAGAGGAUAAAUACACCCUCGUCACAAACACAAUCCUACAGGAAUAUGGCAAGCCCUUGCUCCCUUGGAACAUCAAGGCACAAUUACAGGGCCGGCCGCAGCCGGAGGCAAGCCGGAUCUUCCACGACUGGGCCAAACUCCCCAUAACCCCCGAAGAAUACCUCAAAAAGCAAGCGACCCUCCAAGCCAAGCUCUUCCCCGAAUCCGCGCCCCUCCCCGGCGUCGAGACCCUUCUCGCCAGACUAGCAUCAACAAAGAACUCGGAUAACCCGGUGCACCUCGCCCUCGCGACGUCCUCGCAUAGCAAGAACUACCAGAUGAAGACGGAGCAUCUGCAGGAGUUGUUUGAUGUUUUCCCGGCGUCGCAGAAGGUAUUGGGCGAUGAUACGCGGAUCGGGAAGGGACGGGGUAAACCGCUUCCGGAUAUUUAUCUGCUUGCGCUGGAGACGAUCAAUACGGGGUUGAGGGUGAAGGGUGAGGAGGAGGUGAAGCCUGAGGAGUGUCUUGUUUUCGAGGAUGCGGUGCCGGGUGUUGAGGCUGGGCGGAGAGCUGGGAUGAGGGUUAUUUGGUGUCCACAUCCGGGUCUGCUGGAGGCGUAUAAGGGCCGCGAAGAGGAGGUGUUGGCUGGGUUGACGGGGGAGCAUAAAGAGGAAGAGAAGACGGAGACGGAGAAGGAGGCGGACGUGUUGAAGAAGGGGCGGUUGGGGGAUUCUGGGCAGGUCGGGACAAUUGGGGAUGGAUGGGCUGAGUUGGUGAGGAGCUUGGUGGACUUUGAUUAUGGGAAAUACGGGAUUCAGCCCGUUGAGUAA